This is a messenger RNA of Aspergillus niger, 2250 nucleotides long. RefSeq lists its product as uncharacterized. The coding region runs from base 1 to 2250 and encodes 749 amino acids. Lineage: Eukaryota; Fungi; Ascomycota; Eurotiomycetes; Eurotiales; Aspergillaceae. The record is from RefSeq and is a predicted model, not a curated record. Gene Ontology annotation, biological process: lipid metabolic process. Gene Ontology annotation, molecular function: triacylglycerol lipase activity. The transcript is spliced from 2 exons.
AUGAACGGGGCGGAAAAGUCUGCAGCUGGUGACACCUACGAUCCCAGUACGAUACCGGAUUACGACCGAGAAUUCAUCCAUCCCGAUGACUUGCGCCAAUUCGAGCUUGCCUUGACGGACCAGGGCGCGUCACCGCUGGUUGCCCUCAACGACUGGCGCCCCAUCUACCAACGGGUCAGGCGCGAACGUGGGCGCCGCAAAGAGCCUAGGCGGACCAAGGAUGAGACCAGAGAAGGUGUGCUAUACACAGUUCUGAAGUGGCCCUUUUUGUUCACCGUCUUUGGUUGGAUCACGGCCCUCGCCUUUGCCUACACACUCACCCGCGUUUACAUCUUCCUGUAUGAGCAGUGGGUAACAUGGCGGGGCAGAAGACAAAGCCUCAGAAGGCAAUUACACGCGCAGACCAAUUACCCCGACUGGCAGAAAGCCGCACGAGCCCUCGAUGAUCAUCUGGGGAAUCAGAGGUGGAAGGAGAUCGACGAAUACGCCUACUACGAUCAUCUUACAAUAAGCAACCUAGUGAAACAGCUGAAGAAGGUGAGGCGGGAGGUGGAACGUGAAAGGCGUGAGAAACGUCGCGGCUCAGGCCAGUCGCCUGCAGCUGAAGAAUUAUGCACGCUACUGGAAGCGUGUGUCAAGAACAACUUUGCUGGAGUGGAGAAUCCCCGACUCUACAGUGAGGCUUACUCCGGUACCAAAAACUUGGUACAGGAAUACAUCGAUGAGCUGCAUGCGUGCAUACAACUGGUCGCAGACUCGAAGGGCAUCACUAGCGAGGAGAAAUUACAGCAUUUCAAGCAUUUGGACACCAACUUCGGACGAACCGCCCUUUGCCUGUCUGGGGGCGCUACAUUCGCUUAUUACCACUUUGGAGUAGUGCGAGCGCUACUGGAUAAUGGGGUUCUGCCGGAAAUAAUCACGGGCACGUCAGGAGGAGCGCUGGUCGCUGCACUGGUUGCUACCAGGACCGACGAGGAGUUGAAGCAGCUGCUGGUGCCUGCUCUAGCGCAUCGCAUUAGGGCAUGCCAGGAGAGCUUCCCGACUUGGGUAUGGCGAUGGUGGCGGACAGGAGCGCGAUUUGAUACUCUGGAUUGGGCCCGACAAUGUAGCUGGUUCUGCAGGGGCUCAACCACAUUUCGGGAGGCAUACGAGCGAACAGGGCGCAUUCUGAAUGUAUCUUGUGUGCCAUCUGACCCUCACUCGCCUACAAUCUUGGCCAACUACCUAACUUCACCUAAUUGCGUAAUAUGGAGCGCAGUGCUCGCGUCUGCUGCAGUCCCCGGUAUCUUGAACCCAGUCGUCUUGAUGACGAAGAAACGCGAUGGGACACUGGCGCCGUACUCGUUCGGACACAAAUGGAAGGAUGGCAGCUUGCGCACCGACAUCCCUAUCAAAGCGUUAAACCUCCACUUUAACGUCAAUUUCACCAUCGUUUCACAGGUAAACCCACACAUCAACCUCUUUUUCUUCAGCUCCCGAGGCACAGUAGGCCGACCAGUCACGCACCGCAAAGGCCGCGGCUGGCGCGGAGGCUUCCUCGGCUCUGCGAUAGAACAAUACAUCAAACUAGACAUGAACAAAUGGCUCCGAGUCCUGCGGCACCUUGAACUCCUCCCGCGGCCCAUGGGCCAAGACUGGAGCGAGAUCUGGCUGCAAAAGUUCAGCGGUACGGUAACCAUCUGGCCCAAGACCAUUCCCUCGGACUUCUACCACAUUCUCUCAGACCCCAACCCGGAGCGCCUCGCCCGCAUGCUCCGCGUGGGCCAGCAAAGCGCAUUCCCCAAACUCCAAUUUAUCAAAAACAGACUAAAGAUCGAAAUCGCCGUCGUCAAAAGCCUACAGAAAUUCGCGCACGCCGGCGGCAGACCGAUCUCUCCGGCGCCGUCUCGCUGGCGCCAAAAUAACGACCCGGAUAACCACUACAAUCCAAGCCCCCGCACCGAUCCCCUGAACGAACGCCUGGACCACAACCUUCCCGAACGACGCGGGGACAACGUUAACAUCACAUUCGGCGAGGGCGGCGGCAGAGAAGAUACGCAUUUACUGGACGGAUCGCUGUCGGAGAAUUCAUCGAACGAAUCUGCCGCGCGGCCGUCUUCUUCGUCUUCGUCUUCUCGGCUGCUGCGGGUCCCGGAACACCGUCGGGGUAGUACGGGGAGUAGUAUCUUUGAGGAGGUGAGGCGACAGUCGGCGGUUUUCUUUGAUGAUGUGGAUAUGUACGGCGAUGAUGAGGCGCUUAGGCCCGGAUGA